UUGGGGACGAGGGCAAUGACGAACCGCUCGAGCGACCGUGCCCAAUCGGAACGCCGAAAGCUCAAUUUAGUUACGACUCAUACUUUGCCAUGACCACCGCUUCGACAUGCAAUUCCACUCCCACGCUGCCCCAACAUCGCCAUAGCCGCGUCGCCAGUGCUUUGGCCCAGCAGCGCAUCCACCGACUGGCCAGAAUACACCCCCUCGGACCUGCCCAGCGACCACGAGAGUCAUCAAACCACGACAACCCCACCACCCCACAUACCCUCGAUAUCCCGUUUGAAAUCUUGCGACUUUGGCCUGCGCCUUCGCUUUCGCACAGAUUCCCACCAUGCAGGGCGCAACAAUACAGGCGCCGGGACUGUCGACGUACCUCAAGUCGCUGAAGAGCACGCCUGUCGAUGCUUCGGUUGAGCAUUUCAUCUCACUCCUCAAGCGACGCCAAAUACGAAACUCGAGACCAUGCGCUAUAGCGACGACGGCUCUACUCUUGCGCGUCGUCGGCGAGUUCAAGGGAAGGGAUGCCGCAAAGCUCAUUGAGCGCAUAAAGCAGGUCGGCAGGCGGUUGACGUCGGCGCAACCACGAGAGGUAGUCGUAGGCAACAUCGUACGACGCGUACUGGGGCUCGUACGCGAGGUCGUCGACGAACAUGCCGAAGGGCAGACGCCAACGGGAAGCGAACCAGGCCACUCGACUCCACAGGCGCCCGCGCAGCACGACUCCCUUCACAGGCCAGCCUUGAACUCGAGCAUAUCCACCUUCAGCCCUCUCAGACAUGCCGUCGCCGAACCCAUGCACACAAGUGUCUUCACCGACAACGCAUCCGACGUUAGCGAACCCUCGAGACGGCCCCCGUUACUCACCUCACACACUUCGUAUGCGCCCACCUCGUCCGCUCCUCUAGUCCACUCGCUAUUCGGCCUCUUCUCCCAGCCCGCAGACACACCCUCGACCACAAGUACACCCACAGGCCAGGCUUCGCCAAACGGCAAGAGCACUCUCACAGCACUCAACCUGGAGCGCCUCGAGGGUAUCAACAGGAGCCAGAAUCUCGACCUCAAGGGCGAGGUCAUGGAGGGCAUAAGAGAACUCCAGGACGAGCUCGAAACAUCAGACAAGCAGAUUGCCGAAGUUGCCCUCGAGCACAUUCACGCCAACGAGAUUAUCCUCACCCACACUGCGUCGACAACAGUCCAGAAGUUCCUCCUGUUCGCCGCACGAAAGCGCAAGUUUACCGUCGUACACGCCGAGACAUAUCCCCACGAUCACACUGCCACCCAUGGCAUCCUCCUUACCGGUAAAAAGCGAGAGGCGAACCCAGAUGACGACGCCGACGACGACAAGUGGAAGCCGCUCACCGACGCCGGCAUCCAAGUCUACGUUAUCCCAGACUCACAUGUCUUCGCCAUAAUGUCUCGCGUCAACAAGGUCAUUCUAGCGACACACACCGUGCUGGCCAACGGCGGCCUGGUUGCUGCAGCCGGAGCACACAUGAUUGCAAAGGCUGCCAAGGAGCACCAGACGCCUGUUGUGGUGCUCAGUGGAGUAUACAAGCUCAGUCCAGUCUAUCCGUUCGACAUCGACGAGCUGAUCGAGCACGGUGAUGCAGGAAGUGUAGUGCCCUACGACGACGGCGAGUUUGUCGACAAGGUCGAUGUUGAGAACCCUCUGUAUGACUACGUUCCUGCAGACCUUGUGGAUCUCUACAUUACCAAUCUUGGUGGACAUGCACCUUCAUACCUCUACCGCAUUGUAGCGGACCACUACCGCUCCGAGGAUAUCACUUUGUAAUUUAGCCACGAGCCACGGCGUUAUGAUACCAACCAAGCCUAGAAGGGACAGGAAAAAGUGUCGGCAGCAAACAAUGUUACCCCACCUAGAGUAGCAUUACUCUUCUCUACAGUCAUGCAUUGCCUGAAAGCAAUAAAUACAGCACAAAUUCCUCAUCCAUUCAACCCGAGGCACGUAUGCCGCCAUCUUCACCAUCACCGACUCGUGCCCUCGCCCUCCACCCGCCCAACUAGCACACUUCCUACAUACCCUUGACCCCCAUUGGCCGCCCUUUCGUGCCCCUUCUGCACAUACCCGUAACCCAUAGGUUACCACCCCCAUCAUUGGUCGCACGAACUUUAGCAGUGUGCCCUUCGGCCAUGGGAAAUCAACGGUUUCUGUCAGAAUUACCGCGUUGGGUAGUUUGACGAUGCGUGAGGGUGGGCCGGCGGGGCGGCAAGGGGCACUGUGGCGCUUUUGGGUAAAUAGUUGUGCCAAAGUGUGUAG
Messenger RNA from Alternaria alternata, 2278 nucleotides. Its product is annotated as translation initiation factor eIF-2B subunit beta. The transcript has 3 exons. The record is from RefSeq and is a predicted model, not a curated record. Gene Ontology annotation, cellular component: eukaryotic translation initiation factor 2B complex. Gene Ontology annotation, biological process: translational initiation. Gene Ontology annotation, molecular function: translation initiation factor activity; guanyl-nucleotide exchange factor activity. NCBI's taxonomy places the organism in Eukaryota, Fungi, Ascomycota, Dothideomycetes, Pleosporales, Pleosporaceae. The coding region runs from base 332 to 1792 and encodes 486 amino acids.